Molecule: messenger RNA, 639 nt
Organism: Antrostomus carolinensis (chuck-will's-widow)
Lineage: Eukaryota; Metazoa; Chordata; Aves; Caprimulgiformes; Caprimulgidae
Product: cyclin-dependent kinase-like 1
Exons: 6
Biological process (GO): protein phosphorylation
Cellular component (GO): nucleus
Molecular function (GO): protein serine/threonine kinase activity; ATP binding
Source: RefSeq, a predicted model, not a curated record
AGUCACACUCCAGGUCCAUCAAGCAUGGAGAAAUGAGGAGAAACCCAGGAGAAAGAGGGAGCGGAUGGGCAACUGAAACACCCCAAUCUGGUGAACCUGCUGGAAGUGUUCAGGAGGAAGCGGAGGCUGCACCUGGUCUUUGAAUACUGCGACCACACUGUUCUCCAUGAGCUGGACAAGCACCCCCGGGGGGUGCCGGAGCAUCUCGUGAAGAGCAUAACCUGGCAGACCCUCCAGGCUGUGAACUUCUGCCAUAAACACAACUGCAUCCACCGAGAUGUGAAGCCAGAAAACAUCCUGGUAACAAAGCACUCGGUCGUCAAACUUUGUGACUUUGGAUUUGCUCGUAUACUGACUGGUCCGAGUGAUUAUUACACAGACUACGUGGCUACCAGGUGGUACCGCUCUCCGGAGUUACUUGUGGGGGACACCCAGUACGGCCCUCCCGUGGAUGUCUGGGCCAUAGGAUGUGUCUUUGCAGAGCUGUUGUCUGGUGUCCCCCUGUGGCCUGGCAAGUCUGAUGUGGACCAGCUGUACCUCAUCCGGAGAACCCUGGGGGAUCUUAUUCCCAGGCACCAGCAAGUGUUCAGCACCAACCAGUUCUUCAGUGGGGUGAGGAUUCCAGACCCAGAGAGCAUG